AUGGAGCACUCCCCCUCUCUGAACCUGUCUGGCCCAGACGGUGAAGAUGCAGAGGACCCACUGCGCCCUCUUCUUCCUCCCAGGAUAAUUCUACAACCUCAGGCCUGCUCCUCUCACUGCGGCAUACACCACACUGCCCAGCCACCGCCUGACCCCUCUCUAUGGCUGGACAGGACCCAAGCCAUGGCCACAACACCCCUUUACAACGGACACAUGUAUUUCACACCAUCCCCGUGUCCCAGCAGGAAAACCAAAGGCAGAGAUAAGAGCAGGAAAUCCAAGAGUCCAGGACACAAAAGUAAAAGUAAGAAUACAAGCAGUUCACAUCGGAUGCAAGAAAGGGUGACUUCUUUCACGGACGUUCCGCUCUCUCAGGCUGGGUCACCGUACCAGGGGCUCUGCAGGCCUUCUAUGGACCCCACAGAAGGUGACAGCAGAGUUUGUAGCAUUUCCGAAAACGUAGAAAUGCACGAACGCCAGACACUGCCCGAAAUAAUCAUCACGACCAGAGACGAAGAGCCGCAGCCGCAAUCCCAGCAUCCACCGCACCCACCGCAACCGGAAGUGAAGACUCUGCUGCCCAGUAAACUCAGGCCCAAGCCCAACCCGCUCAAUAUCAGCCCCAAGUCCAAAUCCAACGACGACCCGUACUGGAGGACCCAUAACAUCGGGUGGCGUCUGGUCCAUAGGAGAAGCCUAUUUUUGAGAAGGCAGCGGCUGAACGACUGCGCUCUGGCGGUGGGGAUAUUUGGGGUGGUGCUGAUGGUGAUGGAGACCGAGCUUUCCUGGAGCGUCUACAGUAAGAGUUCUCUGUACUCUCUGAUCCUGAAGUCCAUCAUCAGCGUUACCACGGUGAUCCUGGUGGGACUAAUUGUCGCCUACCACUGCUGCGAAGUACAGUUGUACAUCCAUGACAUCGGAGCGGAGGACUGGCGCAUCGCCAUGACGUCCGAGCGCGUGGCUCUGAUCGUGCUGGAGCUGGUUUCCGUGGCGAUCCACCCGUACCCCGUGGGUUUGGUGGCGUACUUCCAGGAGAACCGUCCGCGGCCGUCGCUCUCGGAGACGGAGCUGGAGAUCGUGUUGGCGCUGCCCAUGUUCCUGCGCCUGUAUCUGUUGGGCCGCGCCCUGAUGCUCCACAGCCGCCUCUUCACUGACACCGCCUCCCGCAGCAUCGGAGCACUCAACAAGAUUCACUUCAACACGAGGUUUGUCGGGAAAACUCUGAUGACCAACUAUCCCGGGACAGUGCUCAUGAUCUUCAGUGUGUCUCUGUGGAUCGUGGCCGCGUGGGGUCUGCACGUCUGCGAGAGACACCAUAACUACCGUGACCUGAGCAGUAACUACAUGGAGGCUCUGUGGAUGGUGUCGGUGACUUUCCUGUCCAUUGGUUACGGAGACGUGGUGCCGCACACGUACUGUGGCCGCAGCAUCUGUCUGCUCACCGGGAUCAUGGGGGCGGGCUGCACGGUGCUGGUCGUGGCCGUGGUUGCCAGGAAACUGGAGCUGACUCGAGCCGAAAAACACGUCCACAACUUCAUGAUGGACUCCCACAUCACAAAGAGGAUAAAAAUUGCUGCUGCGAAUGUUCUGCGGGAGACGUGGCUGAUCUACAAACACGCCAAGCUCAAGAGUCACAAAGACCAGACCCGAGUCCGAGACCAUCAACGGAAACUGCUGCUGGCCAUACACCAACUGCGGAGGGUCAAAAUGGAGAAGAGGUGUCUGGCCGACCAGGGCAACUCUCUGGUGGAUAUAAUGAAGAUGCAGACGCUGAUGUACGACGUGCUGACCGAGGUGCAGGGCUGUCGCGAGGACAUGGACAACCACAUCCUGGGCCUGGUCAAGAACGUGGAGGAGCUCCGCGAGGGCUUCCGGAUCCUCAUGCCCCUGCUCUCCAGCACCCUGUCCACCCAGAACUCCUCCAUCAGGCACCUGCUGCGGGAGAGGGAGGGGCAGGAGGGGGGCGGGGCCGGGGGGGGUAGGGGGCGGGGCCGGGGGGGUAGGGGGCGGGGACAGGUAGAAGAGUCGGAACAGGGGCUGGAAGAAGAGACUGGACUGGGACUAGUGUGUCCAAGAGCGAACUACAGAAAGGCUUAA
Messenger RNA from Knipowitschia caucasica, 2097 nucleotides. The record is from the annotation of a GenBank genome assembly. Lineage: Eukaryota; Metazoa; Chordata; Actinopteri; Gobiiformes; Gobiidae.